AUGCUGAAGAUAGUUUCUCUGGGUGACUUUGAAGCACCUGAGGUAAAUCAUAAGGCUACUGUCGGCUUAAUUGGUGAUUCUCCAGUGUACUGUGACAGAAAUAAGCUAAACGAUGAAACUCAGCCGUUUGCUAAGUUUGUACGUAGUUACCCCGAGGUCAACAUUACGCCUGACAUGCUGGCAACGCGGGAAUCUGCACGGACUAUCGGAGCUGGUGAUUUGUUUUUACCCGUCGAGGACAGUGCUUUGAAAAAAAUAGCCAGUGUUUGGCGGGAAAAAGGGUUGACCGAGGCAAUACGAGUCGCCGCUGCUGAGGAUCCGAGAAGAAGAAAAACGUCAUCUUGCGACGGACUACCAUCCGUUGGCUCUGGAUCAGUCGCUGACAUAGCAGCAACCCGGGACUGGAACACAGCGCUGAUCAGGUGCCUAGCUUGGCACCCUCACUGCUCCCGACUAGCUCUGGCGACUCGCGACGACCGUAUCAGAAUCUUCUCCAGCGAAACUCAGAGCGCGGCUGUCCUAAGACACGGUGGUCAAAAGUCAGUCUGCUCGAUGAGCUGGCGACCUCACGCAGGUCGCGAAUUAGCCGCAGCUUGUUGCGGAGGAGUGCUUGUUUGGACGAUCGAGCUCGGAGCGGCCAGUUACUCUCUCAGCCACGCAACAUUUCUGCGCCAGAGGAACCAUGCUCCGGUUACAGGGGUCGCUUGGCACCCCGAGGGUGAUUUAUUGGUGUCAUGUUCGCCCAACGAUCUCAAUAUUGUAGUUUGGGAUGUAGCUAGAGAAACAGGAGUACCCUUGAGAAGACUCGGGGGUGGAGGUCAAUGUAUUCUUAGAUGGUCUUCAUGUGGCGCUAAACUUCUUGCUGCCACAUGUCGGACAGUUUUCAGAGUUUGGGACACUGGAACUGGAAGACCCUGGACAGCUGAACGAUGGACCGUACCUAAUGGCCGUGUAGCUGUUGCCUGUUUUGGGCCUCAUCAGACACUUUUAUUUACAUCAACAGAGGACCCGGCCACGCUGUUUUCACUUCCGCUGCAAGACAAUAUUUUUGAUGCACGUGGUGUUACUUCUUUCAGCGAUACUAAAGUUGCGAUACCACUUAUUGAUCUUACUAAAAUAGCAUUCUGUUCGAGAAGUGACGAGGACGAUGAUAGCGCUAAUGGAGAAGAAGUUGUAGGCGGACGUGUUGUAGCCAUGGACUGGGAUCCAUCUGGCAAAUAUCUCGCAAUAUUAUUUCAAGACAGUCCAUUAGUCGCGGUCUUUAAAACAUCAGUUGGCACUAUUUCACGGGUAACACAAAUUACACCAGGUUGUUUAAUAAAAGGAUUUCCGGGUGAAUAUCCUAAUUGUCUCCAGUUUCAUCAAUUUUUGGAGGACAGUAGCAAACAAAAAGCAUGCUUGACUAUCGCCUGGUCCAGCGGUCGCGUUCAACAGUUUCCUAUUAUUGAAAUUUCUGAUUCUCCCAAAGAACGAUAUGUCUUCACAACUUGGUGUCUAAUUAUACAAAGUCACAUGCAGAGCGCACGACUUUCUAUUUUUACGCCACUUGACCAUACACAUGCGGAGUCUAUGGUGAACGAGGUUGACAGGUGCCUCGACAAAAACGCUGGGACGACCCCGAGUCACUGUAGUAGCGUAUUUUUUGACCACAAGCUAGACCUCGGAAGAAUAUCAGUGAUGGAAAGUGAAGAAGACUUUGACCGGAGCUUUGAAUUAAUUCCCAACACUCCAACAGCACUUGACGGAUUUUCCUGGAGCAUGUCUUCGCCGAUGUCCACCUCCAGCCCGGCUGGCAACGACUGGGACCACAUUACCUCUAACAAUAUUAAUAUCUUCGAGUACCCGCCGAGCAGUCGCGCAACUGCACUGACCAUUGGAAUAAACUCACCUGGCAGCACUGGCAGUGAAGUAAACACCCCCACAUCUUGGACCGGGGAUCAACACUUCCCUGGAAGUGAGUACGGUGAACUCUCCAAUGAUGGAAAUGCCUGGGGGAAUAAUAGGUUACCCUCUGUUAGCUCCGCGUUUUCAUUUUCAAGGAAUUUUUCAAACGGCAAUCACUUUUAUGAUGAAGAUCAUAACUAUCAUGACUUCAAGGGACAUCAGGGAUUUCAGGAUACUUAUGAGGAAGUACCAGCUUCAAUUCCUCUUGGACCGGGAUACUUUGAGGAGCAGGAGUUUAAUAGUCUUCAGGCUGUUGAUGAGUUUGAUCUGAGUUUUAUUCGCGGAGAUCCCACUAGGCUGGUACCUGAGACUUCCAAUGUGUUAUCUUCUUUUAGAAAUGCUAGGAAUAAUGAUAAUAAUAAUGGGAUUAAUGAUAAUAAUGCGGGUGGCAACUCUAUCGGGCAUUGUCCGAUUGGACACUUGAUUGAAAAUAAAACUACUAAUAAUAAUCUGAUGAGCUUCAAAUCUCAGGAAGAUUCUAAUCAUGUUAUUAUCACACAGAAUGAAGGAUUGAUUAUUGAUAAACGAAAUAAUCAAAAUAAUGGUAAAAGGCUCCAGUGUCUUUGGAUCAACUGUGGCUAUGUUUUUAACAAUCUUGACGGUCUUGUCAAGCAUAUCGAGAAGCUACACGUUGAAUCCUCUGCUAAUAAUGGCCACGGAGGAAGAAGAUCGCAGAAAGAUAAGGACAAGGAAAUUGGUAACUCCAAUGACCAAUUUGCAUGUAUGUGGCAAGGAUGUCCCAGAGUGGGACCAUUCAACGCCAGGUACAAGCUUCUUAUCCACAUGAGGGUCCACAGUGGUGAAAAACCAAACAAGUGUCCUUUUGAAGGAUGCAAAAAAGCGUUCUCACGGCUGGAAAAUUUGAAAAUCCACCAGAGAUCUCACACCGGCGAGCGGCCGUACUCUUGCCAGCAUGUCGGGUGCACCAAAGCGUUCAGCAACAGCAGCGACAGAGCUAAACACCAGCGGACUCAUAUCGACACGAAACCGUACGCUUGUCAAGUAACUGGAUGCGGAAAAAGAUACACCGAUCCAUCGAGCCUUCGUAAGCACGUGAAAAAUCACACCGAGACACCUGCAGUAGUAUCAACUCCCCAAUCGUUUACAAAUUCGAGCCCAAACCCACCCAUUCCUAAAAUCGACUGUCAAAAGACGAAAAUUGACAACACCUGGGGCCUAGAUGGCUUUGAGGAUGAACCGGAAUUCGUGCCAUUUGAAACAGUCGGAAGACUACUCGGCGAGGAAGAAAAUUGCAUCACUCUGGACAGCUUAGCUUACGAUAACGGAAUUGAGUGUCAAGAUCUAGAUCCUGAGAUCGAGAAACAAUUUUUAGAUCUCAGUAGCUUUACAACAGACUUUAUAGAUUAA
Cotesia congregata is the source of this 3312-nucleotide messenger RNA. Lineage: Eukaryota; Metazoa; Arthropoda; Insecta; Hymenoptera; Braconidae. The record is from the annotation of a GenBank genome assembly.